AUGGCCUUACGACUUCUUCAAGCAAACCUCAACCACUGCGCCAGAGCCCAGGAUUUGUUUAUCCAAAGCCUGGCGCAGUGGUCAAUAGACUUAGCGGUGACAUCUGAGCCAUACCUGGUCCCGGACAGAAACAAUUGGGUGGGGGAUCUUAACCAACUAGUCGCGAUAUACGCAGGCGGCAACCCCCCAAUUGUUUCUCUCAGAAGAGGAAGAAGUUGUGUAGGAGUCAAACUUUCCGGCAUCGCCUUAAUCGGUGUAUACUUCUCGCCAAAUCGUUCGUUGACGGACUUCGAGGAAUACCUAGACGAAGUCAGUUCUUUCGUCCAGUGGGGAAGACCGCUCGCGGUUGUCGUGGCUGGGGACCUGAAUGCGAAGUCGAGGGCAUGGGGAUCCUCCGUCUCGGACAGCCGCGGCGAGGUUCUAUUAUCAUGGAUGGCGCAACACAACCUGACGCCACUCAACACGGGCUCCGUACACACCUGCGUGCGCAUGCAGGGCGGGUCUGUCGUAGAUGUCACCCUUGCGAGUCCCGCCCUGGCAUGUCGCGUACGGGACUGGGAAGUGUUGACUGAGGUGGAGACGUUGUCGGACCACCGCUACAUUCGGUUCGAUAUUCUCCCCUCGUCAACACCCCCGACCAGUCGGAGCACCGUCACUCCCCCGGAGUUUGGAAGGAUGUGGUCACUGAGAUCCUUAGACCGAGAGGCAGUCGAACUCGCCGCCAUAGUGGGGACGUGGUCUUACAGGAUGGAGAAUAAAGACGUCGACGACGGA
Molecule: messenger RNA, 774 nt
Organism: Papilio xuthus (Asian swallowtail)
Lineage: Eukaryota; Metazoa; Arthropoda; Insecta; Lepidoptera; Papilionidae
Exons: 1
Molecular function (GO): catalytic activity
Source: RefSeq, a predicted model, not a curated record